AUGGUCGUGCUCGCUGCCGCUGUGUGCACCAAAUCGGGCAAAGCGCUGGUCUCGCGCCAGUUCGUGGACAUCAGCCGCGUUCGCAUUGAAGGCUUGCUUGCCGCCUUCCCCAAGCUGAUGGGCUCUGGCAGGCAGGGCCACGCCAGUGCCAUCCAGCACACCUUCAUCGAGACUGAGACGGUUCGUUACGUGUACCAACCGCUCGAGGGCCUCUACAUGUUGCUCCUCACCAACAAAUCGAGCAACAUUCUUGAAGAUCUCGAUACUCUCCAUCUGUUGGCCAAGCUGGUGCCUGAGUACUGCGGCAGACUCGAGGAGGAGCAGGUCGCCGACAGGGCCUUUGAGCUCAUCUUCGCCUUUGAUGAAGUGAUUGCGGUGGGCUACAAGGAAAAGGUCACUCUCCAGCAGAUCAAAACCUUCUUGGAGAUGGACAGCCAGGAGGAAAAGAUCCACGAGAUGCUCGAGAAGAAUAAAGAGCGCGAGGCCAAGGAGGAGGCGGCUCGCAGGCGACAGCAGAUCGAGAAGAUGCGCCAGGAGAACAUGAAGAGCGGAAUGGGCGGUGGCAUGGGCAUGGGUGGCGGUAUGGGCAGCGGAGGCAGGUGGCAGGGCGGCGGCGGCAGUUCGAGCUUCGAGUCCCCGCAGAUUCCCGCCGACCCCUUCGUGGUGAAGGAGACCCGCGCGCCGCCCAAGCCUACGUCCUCGAGGGGCGGCAUGGUGCUCGGCCAGAAGGAGCCCACCUCCAAAUUCCUGCAGGCAAUGAAGAAGGAAGAGGGCGCCGACCUCAUCCGCGAAGAGACCUCCGUCUCCGCCAACACCCCAGGAGCUCCCCCCGUCGCUCGCGAGAAAGUCAACACAGUCCAGUGGCUGACCCACACUGUGUUGCAACGCAGCAUCGAGGUGGUCGAGGUUGUGAGCGCCACCGUGGAGAACGACGGUGGUCUGCAGUCGCCCCUCGAUGUGCGAGGCGACCUUACCCUCACUAUCGAUGAUCCCGCCGCCGCGCGCGUGCUCAUCCACGUCGCCCCCGCCGCCGAACACAAGUCUUUCACCUUCAAGGCGCACCCCAACAUCAACAGGGACAGGUGGACGAAGGAGCGCGUUGUCGCGCCCAAGGGCGACAAGGCCUUCCCCGCGGGUACCGCUCUCAACGUGCUCAAGUGGCGCUGGCAGACGUCGGACGAGGGCUCGCUCCCACUCACCGUCUCGUGCUGGCCCACGCCCGGCGGCGACGGCACCACCGCCGUCACUUUGGAGUAUGAGCUCCAGCGCCAGGACUUUGUGCUGUCGAACGUGCGCAUCUCCAUUCCCAUCAUCGGAUCGACGCCCAACCUGGGCGAGAUCGCCGGCGACUACGACUUCGACGUGAAGAACCACAUCCUGCACUGGAAGCUCGACUUCAUCGACGAGUCCAAUCCCACCGGCUCGGCCGAGUUCAGCAUGGGCGCCGUUGACGCCUCCUCCCUCUUCCCGAUCACCAUCUCCUACACCUCCAACAACACAUUCUGCCCCAUCGAGAUUGAGCAGGUGGUGUCGCCCGACGAGGAGCCGAUCCGCUAUGCGCUCUCCAAGUCGCUCCAGACCGACCAGUACCAGCUUGUCCAGUAA
Messenger RNA from Acanthamoeba castellanii str. Neff, 1605 nucleotides. Its product is annotated as coatomer subunit delta1, putative. The record is from RefSeq and is a predicted model, not a curated record. NCBI's taxonomy places the organism in Eukaryota, Discosea, Longamoebia, Acanthamoebidae. Gene Ontology annotation, cellular component: COPI vesicle coat; cytosol. Gene Ontology annotation, biological process: retrograde vesicle-mediated transport, Golgi to endoplasmic reticulum; Golgi localization; endoplasmic reticulum to Golgi vesicle-mediated transport. The transcript is spliced from 8 exons. The coding region runs from base 1 to 1605 and encodes 534 amino acids.